Salmo salar (Atlantic salmon) is the source of this 1990-nucleotide messenger RNA. The record is from RefSeq and is a predicted model, not a curated record. NCBI's taxonomy places the organism in Eukaryota, Metazoa, Chordata, Actinopteri, Salmoniformes, Salmonidae.
CUGGUGCAGAUUUGUUGACAUAAUUGUAAUCCAAACCCAACCUCAAUAGCCCUUAUGCACAUUCCAUGAUCGAACGUUCUAAACACACUUCCUAUCGGUGUGGCAAUUUCUGGUCAGUCUAGUUGUUAUCGACAAUAUAACGUUACAACCACUCUUGCAGUUUUUUACUAGGUGUCUUCAGGACUUGCCUCAAAUUAAUAUUGAUGUACUGUUAAAUCAGCCCCCAAGACUCCAGCUAGCAAGAAUGAAAAGGGGUUCAAGAUGUAUAUAGGAAGCUACAUAGACAACUAUGAAGUAUCUAACAAAGACACAUUGACAGGGGAGAUCACCGCGAGGGCUGCCUGCCACAGGUCUAUGAGGAAGAGUGAAAAGCCGCACAGCAUGAGAGUGGGGAAAGGUUAUAGAUAGCUACUCGGGACCUUGUUAAACAUCUCCUGUGGGACACUGUCAUCAUGGUCAAAAUGUGUUGGAGACAGUGUCAAGGUUUAAUCUUAUCAAUAGAUAUAUAUUAAUGAUGGGUUCCAAUCCCAAUUUAGAAUUGCCCACUUAACAGGUUAUUUGGUAAAGAUCUGUUGAUGCAGUGUUUGGUAAUUGUGUUACGGAGACACAAUCUAAUCCUGUGUAGUUAAAUGAGCCCCUAGUUAAGAAGACUAGACACUACUAUGUUUAUUGUUAUUUAUGGGCCGCAUCAUUCUUGUUUCUCACUUCAGUCUUUCAUCACACUUAUCUUCACAGAUGGUGUUAAAGCACUCCGUACCAGUGAUCGUGGUCCAAAGCCACUGCUCCUGUGUUGCAGGAAGUGCUCUGUGCAAUCACCUGGUGGCCCUUCUUUACCAGACAGCGCACUACUCUCAACUAAACAUUCCUGCUGCACCACCAAUUCACAGCUGCACAGACACAGAACAGUUUUGGCACAAGCUAAGAACACUUGUGAGUUUAUCAAUAUCCAUAAAGAAAUGCACCUUAAAAGUAUUCAGCCUAUGUAACAGUAAAUCCUGUUAAUUAGGGUGUGAAGCCAGGUCCGGUUGAUGGGAUGGAGUUCCAUAAACCUACUAACUCGUGUGCUGAUGGAAUAAGAAGUUCUCUCUACAAAGCACUCAAUGGAUACAUGCCUGACAUGGACCUUCUCCGCAUCUCAGAAACGUAUGCCAACUUUUAUCCACUUACUGCCCCUCUUGUAACAACAAUGGAAACCUACGAGAUGUCACACAAAUUCAAGGUUGCUACAAGGGAGCAGAGCAGCAGCCCAGAAUGGCAUAAGCUUAGGAAAAUGAGAAUAACAUCCUCUCGUUUCCGAGAGGUUUGCCAUGUCCGGGGAGAGACCUCAGCUGACUACCUAGCUGAGCAGAUGUUCAAGGGAUCUGGUAUGCAGACCAUGGAGAUGAAGAGGGGGCUAGCCAUGGAGCCAUUGGCUGUACAGGAGUACUGCGCACUGAAGAAUGUUAACUUCUUUCCGUGUGGCUUCGUAGUGCACCCAGAUGCUCCGUGGUUAGGAUCCUCUCCAGAUGGAAUCAUAUUUGAUCCCAGUGUGAGACCACACUUUGGACUCUUAGAGGUCAAGUGCCCAAAUGUACCAAGUUAUGUUGACUGCCCUUACCUGAAGAUACAGAAUGGAGAGCUGAAGUUGAAGAGAUCUCCUGCUUACUACUGGCAGGUGCAAGGUCAAAUUCUUCUCACAGGUUGUAGCUGGUGUGACUGUCAUCUGUGCACAGGAGGACAUCCUAGUUGAAAGGAUAUAGAAAGAUCUACAGGUUUCAAAAACUAUGAGAGAAGGUUGACCACUUUUAUUUUUACCACUACUUACAUCAGUGUCUCUCGCACCUGAAUGGAUCCCCUGCAUGGGUGCCAAGUUUAGGGGUUUUAUGAAAAAUAAGUAUUGAUGUUCUUGUGAAGAAAUCUACAGUAGAAUAGAUUUGUUUGAAAAAAAUGCAUUUCAGCAAAUGUUCAACAGUUCAGUUAAUCAAUUACACAUCUCUAACAUUGUAUUCAA